CACAGUGUUUAAAAGUAGGGCUGGGGAGGAGACUGCUGAGCGUCCCUCCUCCCAGAACAAAACCUGCAUUCAUGUCCCGCAGACGGCACUCCAGCCCACAAUGUGCGCCGCUUCCUGUGCACGCCGUCUGCUGCUCGCCUUCCUGCUGGCGGGCGUGUGUGCGCAGUCGCAGCACAGACCGUCUUUCACGUGCGGGGGGAACUUCACGGGCGAGUCCGGAAUCAUCGGGAGCCAAGGGUACCCGGGAGUUUACCCCCCCAACACCAAAUGUGUGUGGAGGAUCACAGUCCCGGAAGGGAAGGUGGUGGUGCUGUCCUUCCGCUUCCUGGACCUGGAGAGCGACCGCCUGUGUCGCUACGACUACGUGGACGUGUACAGCGGCCACGCCCGCGGCCAGCGGCUGGGCCGGUUCUGUGGCACCUUCAAGCCGGGCGCGCUGGUUUCCACGGGCAACAAGAUGAUGCUGCACAUGCUGUCGGACGCCAACACGGCCGGGAGCGGCUUCCUGUCCGUCUUCUCCGCCGCGCAGCCUAAUGAGAAGGGUGAGCUGUAUUGUGGUGGCAGACUGGACAAACCUUCCGGGACUUUCAAAACCCCCAACUGGCCAGAACGGGACUACCCAGCCGGCGUGACCUGCUCCUGGCACAUCGUGGCACCAAAGAACCAGAUCAUCGAAGUGACCUUUGAGAAGUUCGACGUGGAGCGAGACAACUAUUGCCGCUACGACCACGUCUCCAUCUUCAACGGCGGCGAAAUCAACGACGCCAAGAAGAUCGGCAAAUACUGCGGAGACAGCCCCCCGCCGCCCGUCCUGUCCGAGGGCAACCGGCUGGUGGUCCAGUUCCUGUCGGACCUCAGCCUGACGGCGGACGGCUUCGUCGGCCACUACAAGUUCCGCCCCAAGAAGUUCUCCGUGGCGACCACGCCACCUCCCGCCACCACGCCGCCCGCCACCAGCAGGAUCACACCUCUCAAGUACUCCGUGGCUUUGUGUCGGCAGAAAUGCAAAAGACGAGGAACCCUCGAAAGCAACUUUUGCUUAAGCAACUUUGUGAUCACAGGCACCGUCAUCUCGGCCGUGACCAGAGGGGGCAGCGCACACGUCACCGUGUCCAUCGUCAGCGUGUUGAAGGAAGGCAGCCUGGCCAUCCAGCAGGCGGGCAAGACCAUGAGCACCAAGAUCCUGGUCCUGUGUCGCAAGUGUCCGCUCGUCACAAGAGGCUGUGUGUGUGUGACCCCCCAUGCAGGCCUGAACUACAUCUUCAUGGGUGAGGUGGACCAGGAGGGCCGAGGGAAGGUCGGCCCUCACAACUUUGUGCUGGCCUUCAAGAGCAGGAACCAGAAGGUGCUCAGAGUCCUGAAGAACAAACACUGCUGACUGAAACUGGGAAGAAGAUUAGGAACAGCUCUUUUCAGUUUUUCUAAAUCAACUUCAUGUUUCACCUUUUCUUUGGAUUUAAACAGGAUCUGAUUGGACCUCUUUGGAACUCUCAAUUACUGCUCUUGUGUACUUACACUUGGUCUUUUCAGUACAUACGAGUGUACACUUGUGUACUUACACUUGGUCUUUUCAGUACAUAAGAGUGUACACUUGUGUACUUACACUUGGUCUUUUGAGUACAUACGAGUGUACACUUGUGUACUUACACUUGGUCUUUUCAGUACAUAAGAGUGUACACGUGUGUACUUACACUUGGUCUUUUGAGUUCAUAAGAGUGUACACGUGUGUACUUAUACAUAGUCUUUUGAGUACAUAAGUGUGUACACAUGUGUACUUACACUUGGUAUUUUAAGUGCCUUAGUGUGUACACUUGUGUACUUACACCUAGUUUUUUCAGUGCAUAAGUGUGUACACUUGUGUACUUACACCAAGUCUGUUGAGUGCAUAAGUGUGUACACUUGUGUACUUACACCUAGUCCUUUUAGUGCAUAAGUGGAUACACUUGUGUACUUACACCUAGUCUUUUAAGUGCCUUAGUGGGUACACUUGUGUACUUACGAUUAGUAUUUUAAGUGCCUAAGUGUUUACACUUGUGUACUUACACUUUGUGUUUUAAGUAUCGAGGUGUGUACAAUUGUGUACUUACACCUAGUCUUUUAAGUGCCUUAGUAGGUACACUUGUGUACUUACAAUUAGUAUUUUAAGUGCUUAAGUGUUUACACUUGUGUACUUACACAUAGUCCUUUUAGUGUAAAAGUGUGUACACUUGUGUACUUACACCUAGUCUGUUGAGUGUAUAAGUGUGUACACCUGUGUACUUAUAGUUAGUCCUUUGAGUGGAUAAGUGGGUACACUUGUGUACUUACACCUAGUCUGUUGAGUGUAUAAGUGUGUACACUUGUGUACUUACAGUUAGUCCUUUGAGUGGAUAAGUGUGUACACUUGUGUACUUACACUUAGUCUUUUGAAUGAAUAAGUGGGUACACUCGUGUACUUGCACUUAGUCUUUUAAGUGCCUAAGUGUGUACACUUGUGUACUUACACCUCGUCUUUUGAGUGCAUACGUGGGUACACUUGUGUACUUACACUAAGUCUUCCAAGUACUGACUUCAUGCUAGUCUGUACUAGCAUGUUACACUCAAAAUGGUGAGUGUGCAUUGAUGGACACUUAGCACACUCAAUAGUGUCGGCUGACGGAAGAGGCGGGACUAACUUGAAACAAUGGGAAGGAGUUAAGAGAAGAAAGUAAAUACCGUGAUCGUCAUUUGGGUCAAGUGUACUACAAAGCAAAAGUAAUGGGACAGUACUCACCAUGGACAAACUCAGGAAGUAAGUAUGCAGUGUACACAGUAUACUUAAAGUGUACUGAUGGAAAUAUUCCAUUUGAUACACAGCCAUAUUUGUAAAGGUCUAAAUAUUUCUUUGUUUUAGUACUUCAGGAAGUAAAUCUGACUUCUGGUGUCAGUUGCAUGGAGAUGGCUUACAAACUUAUUUUUUU
Nerophis lumbriciformis (worm pipefish) is the source of this 2939-nucleotide messenger RNA. It is a transcript of the gene pcolce2b, whose product is annotated as procollagen C-endopeptidase enhancer 2b. The record is from RefSeq and is a predicted model, not a curated record. NCBI's taxonomy places the organism in Eukaryota, Metazoa, Chordata, Actinopteri, Syngnathiformes, Syngnathidae. Gene Ontology annotation, molecular function: collagen binding; peptidase activator activity; protein binding.